Molecule: messenger RNA, 381 nt
Organism: Phodopus roborovskii (desert hamster)
Lineage: Eukaryota; Metazoa; Chordata; Mammalia; Rodentia; Cricetidae
Product: PRELI domain-containing protein 1, mitochondrial-like
Exons: 2
Coding region: 1-381 (126 amino acids)
Biological process (GO): phospholipid transport
Cellular component (GO): mitochondrial intermembrane space
Molecular function (GO): phosphatidic acid transfer activity
Source: RefSeq, a predicted model, not a curated record
AUGAUGGUGAAGUAUUUCCUGGGCCAGAGCGUGCUCCGAAGUUUCUGGGACCAAGUGUUCGCUGCCUUCUGGAACAUCAACCACACCCGGCUGAUGGUGGUGGAAGAACGGUGUGUUUACUGCAUGAACCCUGACAACAGCGGCUGGGCCGAAAUCCGUCGGGAAGCCUGGGUCUCCUCUAGCUUAUUUGGCAUUUCCAGAACUGUCCAGGAGUUUGGUCUUGCUCGGUUCAAAAGCAACGUGACCAAGACAAUGAAAGGCUUUGAGAACAUCUUGGCCAAGCUACAAGCCAAAGAGGCCAGAGAAAAAGCAAAGGAGACAGCGCUGGCAGCUACAGAGAAGGCCAAGGACCUGGCCAACAAGGCCGCCACCAAGCAGUAG